CAUGGCGGCAACUUGACAACGGCAGCGAGAUGAAGACGGUGAGAGCUUGAAAAAGAAAAGAGGUCUGUUACAGGCUGUAGGCCCAUCCGCCGACAUAAAGGCAGACUGCUUCGCCAUGUUGGAAGAGGAUAGCGCCCUUGUCCCUGCACGACCGAGGCCAGGGAAAACGUAAACGCGUCGGUGAGUGUUUCUAAAAACGGAGUCGAGGCUACGCAGAGGAGCGGAGCGGCGCGGCGCGGAGCUCUGGGCGGGCGGGAGGACAGCGGCUUCACCGGUCAGCCAUGGAGGAUGCGGCCCGUGGUCGCCAGCGUCUAAUUUCCCAUCCGGCCCACGCUCAUUUUAAUGGGAAUUACCGCUGAACGCAAAGGCAAGCCGGGACAACCCACCACCUGACAUUUGAGGGGAAGAAAACGCGAAGCGGACCCCACGUCAAUGACUGUUGCGGCAGAGGAGCCCCCACGGUGGAGUCGGCCGGUUCCCAAAAUAUGACCAGGGGUGCUGGGACGUGUUGGCAGCAAGAAGAUGACGACGGCUUCCAAAUCUGGCUAGAGCCCCCCCGCGACAACCAAAAGCCAUUCACCGACUCAGAGAGGGCGCAGAGAUGGCGACUGUCCUUGGCAUCCCUCUUGUUCUUAACCAUCCUCCUCUCUGAUCACCUGUGGUUCUGCGCCGAGGCCAAACUGACCCGGACCCGGGUCAAGUUCGCAUCCUCCCACCUCCUCUCACCCCAGACCCACUCAGCACACAGCAGCCUCAGAGGAAACCCAGAUGCUAUUUUUAUAGGAAACUCUACCAAACAUUUGUGGCGGCUUGAAACUUGCCACCAGGAGGAUAGUUUAUCUAAAAACUGCUUUACUUUCGCAGAUGCCGACCAUUUGUGCGGGGGCCUUUCCGACAAAGAGGGGACGCGGGCUGUAAAUAUGAGCGAUUUGUACCUUUCCUUUUGUAACUCCUACUCUCUGCUGGAUUUGUUCUACGGGUCGACAAGUCCGGACAAUUUGAACUGCAGCCUCGACGUGCUCGGCGAUGGCGACACGACCAGAUGCAGCCUGUGCGUCCAGGCGUACCAGCGCUACGACCAGCACGCCCAGGAGAAAUACGAGGACUUUGAGCUCCUGACUCAGAAAUAUGAGCCGGGGGCAUAUUCCGUGAGGACGUGCAUGGAGCAGUGCAAGACGGCCUAUAAGCCCUGGCUGUGCGCUCAGUAUUUCCCCACCACCCAGCUGUCCUGUCAGAGGAAGGUACCGUGCCACCAGUACUGCCUGGAGGUCCAGCAGAGCUGCCCGUUCAUCCUGCCCGACAACGACGACCUGAUCCACGGCGGCAGCCCGAGCUUCAUCUGCACAGGGCUCUUGGCAGAUCAUGUAUCAGACAAUGAGGCGGAGUGCUGCGACGUCCGAUGGGACUCCAAAAUGGACAGCCCUUCAGGCGGGACACUAAAAAGGACUGCUUCUUCCUGCCAGCCCGAGGGGGCCUCGGUCACCUCCGCUGCCACCCCGAGACUGUGCAGCGGUCGGCUGAAGAUCUGCCUGCUGGCCCUCGUCCUCCUACACACUGUCAUCAUCAUUUCAGCCUCCCAUAAUUCAACGUUGGUGGGCGUGGCUGCCAUUUUCUCGCCAGAGGAGAGUGCUUCUAACGAGGAGUGAACCUUGGGGUCGAAUCUGGUGCUCGCUCGAGAGGAUUAUGGCUUUUACACUGUCGUGGCUGCCAGGGACACAUCUGGCGAGACAUGCUGGAGACGCCUCUACAAUCUGCCGCAGAUGAACCAUCAACCACAGGAAGUGGGAGGGUUUUAACUGGAGCUAAGGGUGCUGGGAUUGGACAUGGACCGAAGAUGUUUGAGAACCGCCCCCCUAAAGAACUGACCUCUUGCCACUUAAAACCUGCUCAUUGUUUCUAUUCCAUCCAAAUGUUUUCUAGCAUAUUGUCCCUCCUCUUCUCCCCUCCCUUCUUCCCUCCCUCCCUCCCUUCCUGGCGUUUUCGGAGUGUAUGGAUGGCACGUCAGAGGAAAAAUGGACUUUGAUGAAGUGUGCGCUCUCACUCAUCAUUACCUUUAGAUUUUUUGCUGCAUUUCUUUCAGGUGCCAGAAUGUUUUUGACAUAUCAACUUGUGUUCCACUUCCUUCUCUCCAUCACCUUCUUACUACCUUGUAUGUGAUGUUGCUCGAGGGCCUGUCAGGACCAGCUCAUCCAUCACUCAUGUGGGUCUUCUGAAAACAAAAUGUAUGUGAUUCUUCUAUAUUCUAAUGUUCGGCUUGUAUUUUGUCCCACUAGAUCUUUUCUCGACCCCUAACGACGAUACAUGCCUACACGUUUUAGGACCUUAAGUGCUCUGAGACUGGCUCGCUUUCUCUUCUAACUUGUUGGGCCAUUGAGCAAGUUAGGAGCGAUGGAGCGGCGAAGGUAGUGACGCUUCAGCUGGUGAUUACAGGAGUCGAUGCUGAGCACAGGAAGUGGCGUUCUCUGCUUUCUGAAGUGUCUACUUUACCUCAUACGGUAGUGUCAGUGUUGCAGACAAGCGGCCUUGUCUUAACGCCACAAAGAGUAUUUAGAUCCAGGGACACUAGAGAACAGUUGCAUGAUGCCAAAACACCACGGGCCUCAUUUAUCAAGCGCACGUACGCUCGUCUCCACACACAGAAUCACACUUAUCACUUUCUUCUUUCUGUUUUUUAUCUGGGAACACAAUCUUUCAGAAAAAGAAAUUACUUUAAAGUCACAGUAAAACGGAAGUUAGAGUAUCUUUAUUAAAUCAUCCUACAGAUGUGACCGGGUCACUCAGAAGUGGACGCAGUUUAGCGAAUACAGCGAAAUACAAAGCAUGGGAGCUACCUCCACCUCCUCCUCCACCUCCCAGGAGGAGGAUCAGGGUUAAAUGAAUAAACUAGAAUGGCACUCGGAGAGCAAAGACCCCGCCAAGGCCAAAGGUGCAUUCACAUGCUCCUCGGACACUCCCAUGUCCAGAGUGGUGAAGUCGUCUUUCGAUCAAUCUGACAACACAUGAAAGCAGCACAAGGGAAACAUAAUUUGUGUAUCCACCUCGUGCUUUCGGAUCCGCUCCAUAAUGUAAUGGGUUCUUCCCUGGUCCGUGCUUCACCCUUGUAAUCCUGCUGACAGACAGACAGAGCCGUCGUCGGUGGAGGUUCUUAGACUUAAAACAUAUUUUUGAAAAACCUUUUUCUAUGAGAAGUAAGUGUUCAUAGUACUUCUAAAACAGAAAAGUGUUUAAAUGAUAAGUGUACUGUUAAUUCGGCUAAUUUAAAACACAGUAGUGUAUAUGUUGUCUAAAAGAGAGCAGCAAAUUAAAUACACCCGGCGCUGAAAGUUGGCGGAGAGGGUAAAGAGCCAGAAACGUAUUUUCUAUAAGAACGGAGAACUUUAAUAUCGGCAGGGAAAAAAGAAAAUGUUAAUAAAUGAAAGUUCCCAGAGAAACAAAUGAAUUGUAAAACGUGUAGAAUUGUUGUGGAACAUAAUGUAACGUACAAUAAAACCAGCAACACAGACGUGGGCCCGCCUUCUUGUUUAUAGACGGUUCCUUUGCACACACGGUGAACGUGUCCUACGCUUGAUAAAUGAGGCCCCGGAUCUUUGAGUGCCUCUCUGCUGCGUACGCCCAGUGAGGCAGAUACUGACAAUGGAGCAAUAUAGAGAAGGAAAAAAAACAGCCGGUGUUAGUGCCCUACUUUGUGGCAUCUUCACUACUGUCGCCUCGGCUUUUCUGUAUCGCAGGGAAGGUGAAAGUGACCAGCCAGCCAAUCAAUCAAUCAAUCAAUCAGUCCGUCGACUCUUAAAUACCCUUAGACGAGCUGAUCUACCGCUAUCUUUCACAGGCUAGCAAAGGGCUGUGUUAGUGUCGGAGUGUGAGGAGUUUUAAAGGGCUGAUCCAUCCCAUUGUGUUCAGUUUUUUGUUUUGCAUCGUUGCCGCCAGUGAAGUCACGAGGACUUCCCCUUUUUAAGAUUGGACAGGAAAAGAGAUCCAAAAUAUUAAAAAUCUGAUACCAUGAGCAACUAGUGAUAAACCAAAAAUGAAAGCGAACGAAGCCGUUUGUUUUGUCCAUGACAGAUUGGAGUUUCACCUCCAAAUUGUUCUCGGCUGUGAAAACGCGGUAUCCCCAUUAACAGCUUACCUCGCUUCACAUCACGCAACGACCAUCAGUUUGCUCUUUACACACCUACAGAGUGGGAUGUCACGUGGAAGUCAAGUCUACACUUGCCUCUGGAUUUUCAGACCCCCCCCCAGUUUACUCUCUUUUGCUUGAUAUUUUCCUGUGAUGUGUUGUUUCGUUGGUUUGUUUUCCUUGACAAACUCAACGACAAGAACUACAUUCCCUUGAAGACAGCAGCGGAUGUAACAGGCCCACACUUUGUGCUUCGUCCCUUCGAUUUCUAGCUGUUCACCAUCUGAGUCCUGUGGAUCUAUGCAGAUGAACCCCACACCCCCCUACCCUCCUUGACCACCACCACCACCACCACCCUACCUGACCACCACCACCCCACCCUUGUCCUUUCUGUUGUAAAUAUGUCCUGAGGAUGUGGGAUCCCAAAAUGGCCGCCCCUCCUUCCUGACCCCCCCCCCUGCCCCCCUCCCUCCCUCCCUCCCGUUGGAAUCUCACUGUGUUUUCUGUUCGCCUCCUUGGUUUUUGUCUGUUUUUUGAGAUUUUUGCCGCAUUUUUCUGUUGUCUAAAGCAGUGGUGUGAGUUGAUGAGUAGGACUAAGUUGGAUGUUAAAAAGACGAGAAAAAGAGGUCUUGAGAAAAAUAUACAAAAAAAUGAAGCUUGAAUUGAGAAAAGGGUUCAAA
Messenger RNA from Cottoperca gobio, 4797 nucleotides. It is a transcript of the gene nalf1a, whose product is annotated as NALCN channel auxiliary factor 1a. NCBI's taxonomy places the organism in Eukaryota, Metazoa, Chordata, Actinopteri, Perciformes, Bovichtidae. Gene Ontology annotation, molecular function: stretch-activated, monoatomic cation-selective, calcium channel activity. Gene Ontology annotation, biological process: calcium ion import across plasma membrane. Bases 486 to 1646 code for a protein of 386 amino acids. The record is from RefSeq and is a predicted model, not a curated record. Gene Ontology annotation, cellular component: plasma membrane. The transcript has 3 exons.